AGACCGCGGCUAUGGCCAAACCAAUUGGGAACGCAAGUGUUUAUGGGACAGUUGCAUUUCAUCUCGCUAACCUUAGCUGUCUAGCUUGCUGACUGAUUAAGUCAACAUUAAACCGGCAGAAGCAAAUAAACAUAACAUUUGAAAUGGUUUGAUUAAACGCAUAGUCAUGAAUCUCAGGGGUUUCUUUCAAGAUUUCAACCCCAGUAAAUUCCUCAUCUAUGCAUGCCUGCUGCUGUUCUCGGUGCUGUUGUCACUGCGCCUCGACGGCAUUAUUGAAUGGAGCUACUGGGCUGUCUUUGCCCCAAUAUGGCUAUGGAAGCUCAUGGUCAUUAUUGGUGCCUCAGUUGGGACUGGUGUCUGGGCCCACAACCCCCAGUACAGGGCAGAGGGGGAGACGUGCGUGGAGUUCAAGGCCAUGCUGAUUGCUGUGGGGAUCCACUUGCUCCUACUCACCUUUGAGGUUCUGGUGUGCGCCCGCGUGGAGAGGGGCUCUCACUUCUGGCUGCUGGUCUUCAUGCCGCUCUUCUUUGUCUCGCCCGUGUCUGUGGCAGCGUGCGUGUGGGGAUUUAGGCAUGACCGCUCCCUGGAGCUGGAGAUUCUUUGCUCCGUCAACAUUCUCCAGUUCAUUUUCAUUGCCUUGAGGCUGGAUAAGAUCAUCAGUUGGCCUUGGCUGGUGGUCUGUGUCCCUCUCUGGAUCCUUAUGUCUUUUCUCUGCCUCGUGGUUCUCUACUACAUUGUUUGGUCUGUGCUAUUCCUGCGUUCCAUGGAUGUUAUUGCCGAACAACGGCGUACUCACAUCACCAUGGCGAUCAGCUGGAUGACUAUUGUUGUGCCCCUUCUUACUUUUGAGAUUCUCUUGGUCCACAAGUUGGAUGGUCACUACAACUCCAACUAUGUCCCAGUGUUUGUGCCUCUGUGGGUGUCCUUGGUGACCUUAAUGGCAACCACCUUUGGCCAAAAAGGAGGCAACCACUGGUGGUUUGGCAUACGCAAGGACUUCUGUCAGUUCCUCUUGGAGCUGUUCCCCUUCCUCCGGGAGUACGGGAACAUCUCCUACGACCUGCAUCACGAGGACUCCGAGGUGUCCGAGGAGAUGCCCUCUCACGAGCCGCCCAAAAUCGCCCCCAUGUUCCGCAAGAAGACAGGCGUGGUGAUCACACAGAGUCCGGGAAAGUACUUUGUGCCGCCGCCCAAAUUGUGCAUCGACAUGCCGGACUAAAGAGACAUACACACACACACGCACAUACACACACACACACACACCCCCCUCUCCCCCUUCCCUGGGCACUCGCCCCUACCUGAAAGGGCGAAAGACACACAGCUCUGCGCUAUCUUUUUGGGGGCUCACAGUGAACUGCAUCAUAAUAGGUUAUGAAGCCUGGUCCUCCAUAGAAGCAGACAGUCCAAAUAAACACAGACAGACAGACACAGGCGGAAGAACUGUGUGCUCCUGUGACAAAUACCCAGCCACACUCUGUCAAAGACAGAAUAGGGGAUGGCUUUUCUUUUUCUUUUAUAUAUAAAAAAAAAAUAAUAUUUUUAUUUGGUGUGAGAAGCAAUCGUGGGAUCCAGUAUGGGAGGUAGCCUCCUUGAGGAUGCUCUGUGGUGGACGGGCUCUUGAAGAGGACCUACCAACAUCAUUUUGCAUCUGUAAAACACACAGCCUGUUGAUAGAUUGACUUGGAAUAUAUAUGAUUCUACUGACCUUAACCUUGUAUGACUAUGCUACUGUUAUGCACUUCCUUUGUUAUGUUUUUAAAUCUGUGAGUUUAAGUGUUCAUUAAGGUCACCGGUUCAACACCCAACAGUGCACAUUUUUAUUUUGAUAUUCUUCAAGUAAUAGACAGGUAUGUAGUUAAUAGCACUCGAUGUAAAAGGAGUUCAGGCUCAUCCCAGUAUUACCAUUGCCUCUCAGACUAUCUACUUCAAGACUGCUCAUGUCAUCGAAGGAAAACAUGUAGUCAGCCAUGUAGCAUCAUCAGUGUAAUUGAUGAGUUUAUAUUGCAUACCUUGUUGUGGUGUUGCAAGAGCUUAUAACCAUUUUGUGUUCAAAUGGUUAUUGUAAUUGGCUGAACAUCUGGAAAGACAUUUUGAAAGUGCAUUAGCUCUGAAUAGGACAAGUUCAGUGAGUUUUUGAGUUGUGAUUUCCCAAAAGACAGAAUGCCUUUGAUUCUAGUGAACUAGUCAGUAACAUUUUCAAACUUAGCCAGCCUUGCAGAAGACCAAAUGGUAACAAAGAAGUGUAUCACUAUGAGUAGUUGCAACGGGAUCAGAUCUCCAAGUUUUUUGUUUCGUUUUUUAUUUUUUAAUUAAAAAGAAAGAAGAGUGACAUCACUCCAAUCGAACAAUAACUGACAGCCUGAGAAAUGAACCCAACAGAAACCCGUUCUGUGUAUGGUUCUGUCAUAUAGCACCUCUGCAAGCAUUUUUUAUUCUGUCUACGUGCAGGCAAUCAAAAGAGGAAUUGUAGUCGAACUCCCUGAUGUGCAUGUGUUUAAAUGUGUUCUGUUAGUUCAGUAGAGAUGCCCGACUAAACAAAGAAGGCCCGCUAACCCCCGUAUCUGGACCCCAGUUUGACUAAAGCAUGGGAGUCAUCUAUGUACCCCUUCUUGAUUUGUUAUGGUUUUUAUGGGGGUGGGGUGGGGUGGGUCAUCGUUAAUUUUUUGCUUCAGCAUUCAAAGGUGUAUGAAUUUCCUGCCAAAAAUGCACUAAAGUGUUGAAUGAAGUGUUCCAUAUAGUGGUGUAGAUGUUUAUGAACCACCUCCUGCAGACGUGGUUGUAACCCCCAGCAUGAUUACUGGUGUUCUCUCAUCAGCGACAUGCAAACUAUGGAACGCCAUCCAGCCAAGCUCCAUACUCUGAAUUGUCACAUUCCAAACUGGCAUUAAAAAACACAAACCCA
Molecule: messenger RNA, 2902 nt
Organism: Clupea harengus (Atlantic herring)
Lineage: Eukaryota; Metazoa; Chordata; Actinopteri; Clupeiformes; Clupeidae
Gene: tmem185a
Product: transmembrane protein 185A
Source: RefSeq, a predicted model, not a curated record